Molecule: messenger RNA, 543 nt
Organism: Drosophila takahashii
Lineage: Eukaryota; Metazoa; Arthropoda; Insecta; Diptera; Drosophilidae
Source: RefSeq, a predicted model, not a curated record
GUUCACAUCGUUAACUCACCGUUCCAAACACACAGUUUUCACAGCAAAGUAGAAAUGGCCUGCAAAAAGAAGACCAAGCUGUGGGAAUCAAUGGCCAAGGAUGAAAUGAAGACCACCACACAGGCGAUGCUCGAGGAGGGUGCCAAGGGGCUAAGGACCAUUUCCACGCAGGAGAAAAAGCUGGUCAACUUUCAGUCGUUCAAUAUGGAUGAUCCCCGUUAUGGAGUCUCCGAUAUCGAUGACAUAAUGGAACCCCCCAUGUUGUCCAGCUACACUCGACAAUAUUCUCAACCCUAUCCAAAUCGCUGCAAGCCGCUUGAUCCAAAAACCGAAUCACCAGAUCCGGUCUUCAAUCGCAAGCCCAAAAACGAUUUUGAGUUUACUACGGGUCUGGAUUUCAAGUUCCUGGAUGAUCACAUGCAUAAUCUUUCCGAAACGCGCAAGAAAGUCAACUUCUUCAGGCAGUUGAGAAAUCAAUCUUUUAUUCUGUACUAAAAUGCAAUUACAAACGUCUGAAUAAAAAAAGUUAAUUAAUGCACUUCA